Messenger RNA from Episyrphus balteatus (marmalade hoverfly), 1898 nucleotides. Its product is annotated as UDP-glucosyltransferase 2-like. The record is from RefSeq and is a predicted model, not a curated record. The transcript is spliced from 4 exons. Lineage: Eukaryota; Metazoa; Arthropoda; Insecta; Diptera; Syrphidae. The coding region runs from base 195 to 1886 and encodes 563 amino acids. Gene Ontology annotation, molecular function: UDP-glycosyltransferase activity.
AAAAAAAUAUUGAAGAUAAAAAAAAAAAAUUGUGAAGAUUUUGCAAGAAUCAUAUAAAAUUUUGAGUGAAAUACAAUCAGCAAAAUAACUCACAGUGCAGUUUCUAUAUAGAUACAAAGAAAAUCAUAAAAGAUCUUUUCAAAAGAAAAAAAACUUUAAAUUAUUUUGGGUUGAAAUAAGAAAUUUUGGUAAAAAUGCCUUUGUUCGUGAAAUUUCUAUUUGCCACAACAAUUUUACUCCUCGCCGGUCUUCAGUUCACAAAAGGGGAACGACUUUUAGUAAUUCUACCAGUUCCCCUACGCGAUCAUCAAAUCGUUUUUCGUCCCCUAAUCGAAUCGCUAGCAAAACGUGGUCACAAUCUAACGAUCGUCACAACCGAUCCAGAGAAUUUCGUUAAUCUAUCUGCGUCGAGUGGGGGUUCAAUUACCCCCGAACAAAUUGAAUUGAUCGAUUUAAGUUUCGCACAUCGUUUGAGUGUUUUAAAUAUGCUCAAGAAUCAAGAGAACAUGAUGAGUGGAUCAGAGAUGUUACUGACUGUUUUCCAUGUAAUGCGGACUGUUGCUAAUGAAGAAUUGAAAUCAGCUCAAAUGCAAGGGCUUUUGGGUAAUAAUCAUGCUGAUGAAGAAUAUGGUGCAGUUUUGGUAGAUUGGUCAGGACCAGCUUUAAUGAAUGCAUUCGCGCAUAAAUUUCGGGCGCCACUUAUUGGUAUAACUCCAGGUGGUGCAUAUAUUACGACACAUGAAGUAAUUGGAAAUCCCAAUCAUCCGGUGGCGUUUCCAAGUGUAUUUAUGCCAUUUAGUGAAGAUCUGUCGUUGUUUCAACGAGUUGCCAGUACUAUCUUCACAUUGAAAUCAAGAUAUCUCUACUUCAAUGAAGAGCUACCCAAACAAGAUGAAAUUGUAAAAAAUUUCUUCGGUCCUGGCACACCGUCCAUUUGGGAAAUUGAAUCGAAUGCAGAUCUACUUUUGGUGAAUUGCUACCAGGCUUUGGGUAAUGCCCGGCCAGUUGGUCCAACAACUAUUCACAUGGGUGGCAUUCAUGCCAUCAUUGAGGACAAAUCGCUGCCGUGGCAUUUGCAACAUUUCCUCCAGAGUCAAGCAAAUAUAAAUACAAAUGGUGGGAGUACUGGUUCCGGUGCUCAAGGGACGAAUGCUGGCGGAAAUAACAUGGUGGCAUACAUUAAUCUUGGAGCUAUGCUUACACGUGCGUUUGUGGAGACGCACCGGAUGGAAAAGCUCGUCAAAAUACUGGAAAAAUCUAGCUUUGAUGUUGUGCUUAAUACGAAUGGUAUUGAUGAUGGCUACGCAUUUAAUACGACGACAAAGAUGUAUCUUGGGUCAGAUUUUGAACAGGAAAGUCUGUUAGCUCAUGAAAAUGUAAAACUUUUCAUAACACCAGGUGGUCAGCGGGACAUUGAAGAUGCCAUCCAUCAUAAAGUACCAAUUCUAGGAAUUUCCUUCUCCAGCAGCUUGGAACAUUAUCUAUUACAAAUUGUUAAACAUGAUGCUGGUUUGGUGUCAAACUUUGAUAUGGAAUCAUCAGCAGAAUUGUUGGCAAAAAUUGAAGCAUUUGCUAUUACACAAAGAUAUCAAAAGAAUAUAAAUAAACUCAAUAAAAUCCUUACCGAUGAACCAAUGCGUCCAGUGGAACGUGGUAUCUGGUGGAUUGAAUAUGUUCUACGAAAUGGUGGAACUCAACAUUUACGUCAUUCAUGGGUAAAGCUUUCAUGGGUGCAGUAUUUGCUAUUGGAUGUUGUCUUAGCUAUAUCGCUGACAACUUUAGCAUUUGUCUUUGCUGUUGUUUGGACGUGUAUACGAAUUCGCCGUUAUUCGAAAAGUUUACCAUUUGAAAAAGUGACGCGCCGAACUAAAGCGAAAAUGAUGUAAAAAGUUGAAGAA